Cydia strobilella is the source of this 1128-nucleotide messenger RNA. RefSeq names its product probable oligoribonuclease. Gene Ontology annotation, molecular function: 3'-5'-RNA exonuclease activity; nucleic acid binding. Bases 54 to 725 code for a protein of 223 amino acids. The transcript has 3 exons. Gene Ontology annotation, cellular component: mitochondrion. The record is from RefSeq and is a predicted model, not a curated record. NCBI's taxonomy places the organism in Eukaryota, Metazoa, Arthropoda, Insecta, Lepidoptera, Tortricidae.
UGCACGUUGAGUGUUGACAUUCAUUAUAUUUAAAUUUAAUUAAAAUCUUAUAAAUGCUAAGCUUUAGGCAAUCUCUUACUUUCAGUAUAAACGGUAUAGUCAAGUACUUCAUUCGGCCGAUGUCUGCCCAUAGUAGCAAAUGCCAACUGAACCACGACACUUUCCCACAUGUUAAAGCCAAAGACGCGGCUAAACGAAUAGUAUGGAUAGACUUAGAGAUGACAGGGCUGAACAUCGAGAAGGACUAUAUCAUGGAGAUUGGCUGCUUAGUGACCGACGCUCAGCUGAAUGUGGUGGCAACGGGGCCCAAUAUUGUCAUUCAUCAGCCCGACCAUGUCUUGAAGAGCAUGGAUGAGUGGUGUGUCAAUCAACAUGGUGAGAGUGGCCUGACUGAGUCCUGCCGCAAAUCCAAAGUAUCAAUCGAAGACGCCGAAAAGCAGAUACUACAAUUCAUUAGCUCCCAUGUACCUGAGAAAAAAUGCCCGCUGGCCGGCAACAGUGUUUACAUGGACCGUCUGUUUAUACGCAAAUACAUGCCACAGUUCAACCAGUAUUUACAUUAUAGAGUAAUUGAUGUUAGUACGAUUAAAGAACUCGCUAAACGUUGGUACCAGAAGGACUUCUCUAACAUUCCUCAGAAGAAGUUUUCGCAUCGUGCUGUGGACGAUAUUCUGGAGAGUAUUGAGGAGUUGAAGUAUUAUAAAGAACAUAUAUUUAAAUCAUGAAUGCAUUGUGCGUUUUAGCAAAAAAAAAUGUUUAGAUUAAUUUGACAUUUAAUACAAUAUUUUCAUGUGUCUCAUGGAUGUUUGAUCAUUAUAAUUUAUUACUAUAAUAACUUCUUUUUGGAGAGACGAGCUAGUGAACUUCGACAGAUACUGGUGGAGAACAGCACAGGAUAGGAAGGAAUGGGAAAAACUGAGGGAGGCCUUUUCCGCACAUGCGACAUGCAAAUAAUAAAUCACACGACAAAAAUAAAAUAAUAAUAAAAUACGUGAGUGACCCGUUAUUAAUAUAUUUAAUUUGUCUGUGUCUCACGGACGUUUUGUUAAUAAACCAAUAAUAAUUGUAAUUUUAUGUAAUUGUAAAAAAAGAAGCAUGAAAUAAAGGCUAUUAAUAUUAUUACUAUUA